Molecule: messenger RNA, 1218 nt
Organism: Penicilliopsis zonata CBS 506.65
Lineage: Eukaryota; Fungi; Ascomycota; Eurotiomycetes; Eurotiales; Aspergillaceae
Exons: 3
Coding region: 1-1218 (405 amino acids)
Biological process (GO): protein monoubiquitination; DNA damage tolerance
Cellular component (GO): Rad6-Rad18 complex; nucleus
Molecular function (GO): single-stranded DNA binding; ubiquitin protein ligase activity
Source: RefSeq, a predicted model, not a curated record
AUGGACCCCUCUUUUGACCUCCCCGACUCUACAGAUUGGCUCAACACGCCGUUGUCCCUGUUGGCACCGCUCGAGUCUUCGCUGCGAUGUCAGGUGUGCAAGGACUUUUUCAAUAACCCUGUGAUCACCUCGUGUAGCCACACCUUCUGCUCGCUCUGCAUCCGCCGCUGUCUGAGUAAAGAAGGCAAAUGUCCCGCCUGCCGGACCUCCGACCAGGAACUGAAGCUGCGGCGUAAUUGGGCGGUGCAGGAGUUUGUCGAGGCGUUCACAAAUGCUCGUCCCGGCGUACUCGAUCUGGCGAAGAAAGCGGCGCGGGGUGAUGUUGGUCUGGAGCAACCGGCGUCCAAGAAACGAAAGGUGGAACAUGGCGAGGAUCGCGAGUCUGAUUCUGUUGGUGCGGACGGUGUGCGAACGCGGUCUCGGAGCAGACGCUUGGAUCCCCAGCCUGAAACAGGGAUAGUCGAAGCCGUGGAGGACAGUCAGGAUGAGGACUUUAUUCCAGAAGAUGGAUUGGUCGCGUGUCCGAUAUGUAAUAAGAGAAUGAAGAACGAGGCAGUUUUCAGACACCUUGAUGCUUGCACUGGUAGUGCGAGCCCUAACAAGUCCAGAAAUCUUGGACCGCUACAGGUAUCGCAGACUUCACGCAGUCCAGGUAACAAUACGACAGAAAAGCCCCCCGGGCGGCUCCCGACUCUCAAUUAUUCUAUACUCAAGGAAGGUGUGCUUCGCAGAAAACUUCGAGAUUUGGGUAUCCCGGAUUGGGGUGCCAAACAACUCUUGCAAAAACGGCAUACCGAAUGGAUGAACCUGUGGAAUGCGAACUGCGACUCAAAAACACCAAAGUCUAUGAAGGAUUUGCUCAGGGAGUUAGACAUCUGGGAGCGGACUCAGGGCGGCCACGCUGCAGCUGCGUCGGCAUUCGCCCCCCCGAGUGUCAUGCGGAAAGAAUUCGAUAAGGAGGCAUGGUCUGCAACCCACGAUGACGAUUUCAAGCGUUUGAUCGCCAAGGCACGGAAGAAGAGUGAGGAGCAGGUCCGAACGACGAUUCCGAAAAUGGAGGAGCUUCCCUCAGAGUCAAGCAAGGCUGCUGCUGAUGGCCCCGUCACCAAUGGUGAUAAACCCGAAUCACCAAGGCUACCUUCGGCUUUCCUAGGUCCAGCAGAGGUAGCUAGCAACAGCGCUCCUAGUUUGGGCCCAAGCCCUAACCCUGAGAUGUAA